This is a messenger RNA of Equus quagga, 7728 nucleotides long. It is a transcript of the gene CD84, whose product is annotated as CD84 molecule. NCBI's taxonomy places the organism in Eukaryota, Metazoa, Chordata, Mammalia, Perissodactyla, Equidae. Gene Ontology annotation, biological process: positive regulation of tumor necrosis factor production; positive regulation of monocyte chemotactic protein-1 production; negative regulation of interleukin-6 production. The transcript has 8 exons. The record is from RefSeq and is a predicted model, not a curated record. The coding region runs from base 78 to 1103 and encodes 341 amino acids. Gene Ontology annotation, cellular component: external side of plasma membrane.
AAGGCAACUUGCGUGAAACUGACUCUCGGCUAGAAGAGUGACGUCCUCCUUGUCCGAAGAUUAUUCCCCGGGAGAAGAUGGCCCAGCACCGCCUAGGGAUUUUGCUCCUUUGCCUGCAAACCUGUCUGGAAGUAUCUGGAAGCAACACAGACAUCAUCACAGUGAAUGGGAUUCUGGGAGAGUCGGUUACUUUCCCCUUAAAUAUCCAAGGAUCACAGCAAGUUAACAGCAUUGCUUGGACUUCCAAAUCAUCAGUUGCUUCUAUAAUACCAGGAAAUUCCGGAACACCACCCAUAAUUACUGUUACCCACCAAGAUUAUUAUGAACGAAUAAAUGUCUCAGGUCAGAACUAUAACCUGGAGAUCAGGAAUCUGAGGAUGGAAGAUGCAGGGACCUACAAAGCCGACAUAAGUUUAAAGACCUCUGAAAAGAAGAUCACCACCACCACCAAGCACUUCAACCUUCAAGUCUAUCGUCGGCUUGGGAAGCCAAAAAUUACUCAGAGUUUAAUGACAUCGAUGAACAACACCUGUAAUGUCACACUGACAUGCUCUGUGGAAAAAGAAGAAAAAAAUGUGACAUAUACUUGGAGUCCCCUGGGGGAAGAGGGUAAUGUCCUUCAAAUCUUCAGGACCCCUGUCAACCAAGAGCUGACUUACACGUGUACAGUCUGGAACCCUGUCAGCAAUAAUUCUGACUCCAUCUCUGCCCGGCAGCUCUGUACAGAUGUUGCAAUGGGCCUCCAUACUCGCCGCACUGGGCUGCUGAGUGGGCUGGCUGUGCUCUCUCUGUUUAUGCUCAUUCUACCUGCAGUGCUUCUGUUCCUUUUCUGCAAAAGAAGACAAGGUUCCUACUCCAAGACCUUCAGUAAGAACCCUGAUGCUGUCUCAAAGAACACAAUAUACACAUAUAUUACAGCUUCAAGAAACACCCAGCAAGCAGAGUCCAGAAUCUAUGAUGAAAUCCCCCAGUCCAAGGUGUUCCCUGCCAAGGAGGAGCCAGUGAACACAAUUUAUUCCGUAGUGCAGUGCUCUGAUAAGGAGAAAAUCAGCACACAGGACAGCAAACCUCCUGGGACUUCAAGUUAUGAAAUUGUAAUCUAAGCUCCCAGCCAACAUUCUCCCUGUGGAAACUGAGCUACAACCACAGACGUUGGCAGAUGCCCCAGACCCAGAUUUUCUCUGCCCAGUGCUUACCUGGAGAUUGUAAAUCACCACAUCACAAAAUGUAGGCAAAGCGGGAAACUCUCUGCCACUAGGCAUAGUUUGUGCCUAGAUAGACAAAUGGACACGUGCCCUUUCUGAAAUGGCUCCCUUCUGGAUGAAUGACAAGGCAAGUCCCCAGGCACAGUGCUUCUCAACCUUCUUCACAUCAUAGGACAUGGAUAAAAUAAUAUUUUUAUGGCACAAUGGGGUAAACAAUCAAGAUUGCUCACGUCUGAGGUUGCAUACGGCUAGAGGCUUCUCGUGACUAGAGGUGAUGACCCUUACCAGCAACCCCAUAUAUGGAGAAGAUCAAUAUUUUGCACACCUGUAAUAUGCCAUGGCACACCAUCUAGGAUGCUCGGCUUACACUCAAUACAUGUGAGGAGCCCUGGCACACAACCUCACCAGUCCACACAGCACCUUGGGCAAAUUAGACAAAGGCACCCUUUUCCUCGUGCAGAUGGAGCCCCUCACCCAAUCACAUGACUUGGAGAGUAGAGUGUAGGCUGCAUUUCAGCCUCUACUUGCCCCUUUGCAUGGGAACCUUUGUGCAGGGUACCACUGGCUGGACUAGCCCAACCACACAUGACAGUGUCACCUGGGAAGCCAUCAGAGUUGUGUCUCUCAGCUGUGUAGACACACUCUCCAAAUGCACAGUUGCAAAAUGCUCUUUCUGUAAGGACUAGACUGCUGGGGCAUUUUUAUUCAAGCUCUACUUCAGAAGCCUCGUACGAUUUUCCUCCUGGCCAACCUUUCCUUCAGUAUCACUCUCUGAUGGUAAAUUUUAUGUGUCAACUUGACUGGGCCAUGAGGUGCACAGAUAUUUGGUUAAACAUUAUUCAGGGUGUAUCUGUGAAGGUGUUUCUGGAAGAGAUUAACAUCUGAACUAGUAGACUGAGUAAAGCAGAUUAAUCCCCCACUCCAAAGGGAGUGGCCAUCACUAAAUCCAUUGAAAGUCUGGGUAGAAAUAAAGGCAGAGUAAGGGAGAAUUCCUUCUCUCUCUCUGUCUGACUGUCUUUGAGCUGGAACAUAGGUCUUCUCCUACCUUAGGACUCGGACGUGGACUGAAACUUACAGCAUCAGCUCUCCUGGUUUUCAGGCCUUUUGGACUAGACUGAAACUAUACCAUCACCUCUCCAGCUUGCCGACUACAAGAUCUUGGGAUUUCUCAGUCUCCAUAACCACGUGAACCAAUUCCUUAUAUUAUAUAUAUUUGCUAUUGGUCCUGUUUCUCUGCAGAACCAGACUAAUACAGAUUCCAAGCAGCCUCAGCAAGAAGACGAAGCCAUACACAGCACCUCCAUUCUCCAAAAGGAAUUAACCAGUUAUAUUUUCGGCACUUUAGGGGAACUGAGUGUAACCCAACCAUCAAAACAAGAGACCUUGAAGGAAGCAGAGGCACUCUCAGAGGGAACUUGGGAGAUGAUGGUGUAGAUGAUAAAAGUGGCUUCACCCCAGUUCCUUAGGCUUAACCCAGAGAGUCGCGCAGUUCAAGUGAGCUUAGAUGCCCCUCCCUGUCCCCCUGCCAGCACUGAGGAGGAAUCAUGCACAGCUGAGCAGAAGAUUUAAGUGAGCAUUUGAAGAACUGUUUCCCUGAUAGUUUAGCAAAUGUAACCAGCUAAAUCCUAAAUCCAUGAAUAAUCACAGACUGGACAGCAGAAAUAAACUCUAUUUAAGUAGAAUGAAGGUGCUAGUCUCAGAACCAUCUAUUCCCGACUACCAUUAGCACUUUUUUGGGCGCUGCAAGGUCCCCAAAGUAUAAGAUGAGCAUCAUGUCUGCUCUAGGCUAGCUGAGGAACCAAUUCCAACACAGACACUACAUUUAAAUCCUGAACUAUAUGCUGCAAGGAGUGGCAUGAGCUAGUGCAGUCAGAAAAGACCUUACGGAGAAGGCAGGGCUGAAGCUAGGCCUUGAAGGAUGGAUGAGAUUUGACAGAGAAUGAACAAGGAGACAGAGGGCAUCCAAGUGAGUAAAGCAUGAAAAAAAGCAGAAGCCUGGAUCUGGGUGGUGUAUUUGGGGCAGCUACUCAUACACCAUGCAUGUUCACAGUCCCUUCCCAAUGUGCGACACAGUGCUUCAGCUGAGCGCCCUCUCUCCCUGUCCAUUUACACAUCUUUCAACGUCCAGCUCAGAUGUCACCUCCUCUAUGAAGCUUUCCCUAGUAUCACUAGUCAAAUUAAUUAUGGUUCUUUUUGUACUCCUUUUUUUUCCUUUGGUAUUUCUAUCCCUAUAAGUCAUUUCAUUCUGCCUUCCAGAGUAGAUAAUUAUUUGUUUCCCUCUACACUGUACAUUACUUAGGGGCAAGAUCCAUGACUUCACGAUCACGAAGAGGUAGUCAUGAGAGGAUGCACCUCUGUAUCCACCACCAGCCAACACAAUGCCUUGUAACCUGCUUAUGAGCAAUUGAAUAGACUAGAAUUGAAAGGGACCAGCCAGCUCGAACAGAAGGUACAUGUUGGAAGUAUUGCUAGAUAGAAGCCAAUAAGCAUAGUGGAAUCAAAUUAUGGCAAGCAUCCAGGAUGCAGACGUCAGAGGCUAUUCCCAGCGUAAGGGCAUUUUGGAGGGAGAAGACUUUCAGAAUUAGACAGACCAACUAAGACGUCACCUGAAGCAAUGAGCCAGGUGUGAGGAGGUUGAAAGGCAGUCACCCCAGGGAAGGACAUGAAGGAAGAAAUAAAGAACCUUUGUCAUAAGAGAUGGAGAAGUUCCACAGUGACACUAAACACACUGGAUUUCUCCUAAUAUAAAAGCGCUCCUCACCUUUACGUGGGUAGAGGGAUCACUCCUGAACAUCCUCGUUCUCUAACCCGUCCCUGCCUUUCCCUGAUGUGCUCACUCAGUGAAAUCCUAGUGUCCUAAUACCCCAGUAGAAAGUUGAGAGGCAGAGGAGAAGGAAAAAGAAAGAAAGAAAAGAAUCCGAGGGAAGAGUUCUCCAGGUCUUCCAGGAGAACAAACCUGGGAUGGAACAAGCACACAGGAAUUCUUAAAGUGGCUUUGGGACUCAGGACCACUGUGCCCUUGUCUCUCACUCUUUCUUCUCUAUGAAUCUUCUGAUUUGUGAAGAUGUAACCUACUCACCCCAUGCCCUAGGGCUCAGCUCUUAGAUUCCCCUUCAGUAAAAUGAGAGUGAUCCUGUUUUCCCCUUCACAGCUUUCCAGACAAACUACAUUGUGACCAACAGCUCUAUAAAAUCUAAGUAUUCUUUCAAUGGAAUAGGAGCUUGAAUCAGACCAAGAUGUGCCAGUUUUUUAAAAUACACAUUGAAACUGAAAUCUUAGGGGGCAGGGCUCUCUGAUAAGCAAGGGCAGUCCCUCUGCAUGCAAGUCAGUGUGGACUCCACCAGGGAACUGAGAAAAUGAGAAAUGUUGCAGCUAAUGUCUCUCAGGAAAAGAAAGUGAAGCUGAUUUCAAAUGUGAUUUUUAAAAAGCUACAGAACACUCUGAACUACAGCCCACAAGAGAAGAGCUUGGCUGGGCCAUCUCCGGAAACUGGGCAUAGGGAGGAAGGAGGCGGACUGGUCCAGGCUGGGUCAACAGACAGCGCUUCUUAGGCUGCAUCUGGAAAAAAGAAACAGCCUGGCUGUCUCACCCCCCAGAUUCAGUACUUUUCUGCUGUUUGACUUUUCCCUAAAUUUCUCUUAAUUUGUGCAAUUUUCUCAAGUAUAAUUAGUGACAGUCUCUGCUGGCUGUAAAAUGAAGCUCGAAGAAGGAGACAAUAGAAGAAGUGUAAUGAGUGGUCGCAAAUGCGGGCUCUGAUGCUAGAAUGCCUGGAUCUGAAUCCUGGUUUCUUAGUCAUAUGACCUUGAGCAAGUUAUUUUAACCUCUCUGUGCCUCAGUUUGCCCAUCUGUAAAUAGGGGAGAAUGAUAGUUCCGACCUUGUAGGGCUGAUGUGAGGAUUAAAUGCCUACACAUAGAAAAGCCCUGGGUCAUUGUAUAAAUAAAAGCCCUGGGUUCACUGUUAUAGGCCUGAAAUCUUCAUAAGAUGCUAACAAUCUUACGAAAUAAGGUUCUUGCAGUAGAAAUGUAUCUGAUAUUAUGCUAAAUUAACGUUGGAUAUCAAACUUUUACCUUUCAAUCCUCCUAACUCAAUGUCUGUUCCUUCUAUGAUUUCGCUUACCGCACUGUACUCUAAUUACCUGCUCUAUCUGUCCCUCCAGCUAGGCUGAGAGAACAGGGGCUAUGUCUGAAUAAUAAUAAUGGAAAUAGAGAGCUCCUUGAGGCCAGGGAGGCUGUAACAAUUACUGAGGGCCAACUUUGUAGACCGACUUCUAUGCUAGAUGCUUUGUACAUUAUUGUUGAUACUCACAGCAAUCCUGUAAAGCAGAAAUUAAUUCUUCUAGGUUACAUUAAGGCUGAGGGAAUAAAUACCUUAGCAAAGUCCGGAAACUUGGGAAGAAGGGCUUUGAACUCAAGACUCCUUGUCAUCAAGAGCCAUCCACUGGCACUCUACCAUGCUGCCUCUGUUUACCUGCUGUGGAUUCCCAACACCUAGAAGUUUGCUGAGGUAUAGCACACACAUGGCACUUUGUUUGACACAUAAUAGGUGGACCACAAAUAUUUGUUCAGUGAAUAUGUACUUAUAGUUAUAAUUAAAGACACUAAGAGCAACUCCAAGUAUGCAUGUAUUAAUUCCAUUGUUAUCUGGAUAACCACUCAACUUUUCUAUUGGAAACAGCCAUUAAAGAAGCUUGGGGAGAGUUUUCUGUCUACAUUUGGGGCAGAGCUGGUUUCAUAUCAAACAAGGGAUCCAGGUAAUAAGCAUUUCUGAUGAGUUGUUACAAAACGAGAAAAGCACAGUGUAAAUUUCCACUGUUAAUAUCACAAGAAUAACAGGAACAGAUGAAGAGUAAAUUCCUGAAGUUCUGACUUGAGGAAGCAAAGUAAUGACUGGUACAUUCUCUAGAGACUUGCAGACUUUGAGAAAUUUAUCUUGAGAAUGCAUAAAAGAACAGAACUAGCCUCUCAUUGGAUAAUAACUAUCACCUCUUGCUGGCUGAUUGCCCAGACAGUUCUGAACAGCCCUACACAAGUCUCUUCAUUUGGGCUGCAUCAACUCUGGGACCUGAAAAUGGCCAUAUGUUUGCAAGUGAGAAACAGAGAUUUUUCUUAUGAGGUCUUACUGUAGGCAAAUAAUUACAUAAGUUAUCUGCCACAGAAUUUUUUUAAAUACACAUAAUCUCAAUCAUUUCAUUUCUAACCUGUACUUCCAACUGUUUAUGGGUCAUUUCUGCAUGGAUGUCGGAAGUCACCUUAAAUUCAAUGUACCCAUUAUUGAACUCAUGGGUCUCUCCUUGAGCUCCCUAACUUCUUCUCUGUUUCCCCUAUGCCAGUUAACGACUUGCCAUAAUCAUAAUAGCUAACACUUACGGAUUGCUUACUAUGUACCAUUCCUUGCCCUAAUGUUUUGCAUGUACUAACUCAUUUAAAGCCCAUAAGAAACAUUAAAACUACCUACCCCCAGAGUAGAUGCGGUCAUUCUUUAUUUUACAAAUUAAGAAACUGAGUCACAGAAAGCCUACGUAACUCAUUCAAGUAACUAUUAAAGCCAGGAUUCGACUCCUGGCCUUCCAACUCCAGGAGCUAUGUGCUGAACUGCUACUCUUCACUGCUUCACCAAUCAGCAGCUACCCAAAGUCGAAAACUCUUAUCCUUGACUCCUCCUUCCUGUCACCCCAAUUUCCCCCUACAUCUAAUCAGUUGUAAAGUCCUGACAAUUCCAACUCCUCCCUAUGGCUCCUCUCAACCAUGUCCCCUCAACCUGUCUAAUUCUCAAACACACUGUCCCUCUCCAUGCCCACUCUCUCAGGACAUUCCCUUAUCCCAUGUUACCUGGGCUGCUAGCACAUAAAGAGCAAUCGUUCUAAGACACAGAUCUUAUCACUUCAUUUUUGUACUGAAAAUUUUUUCCUGUGGGACCAGAUUCCUUAGCAAUCUUCUCCAUAGGAUCUUCCAAGUCCCACUCCUGCCUGCUCCUUAGGCUCCAGCCACAUGGGAAUACCAUGGGUCCAUGAACCAAGCAAAUCCUUUCUUACUCCCUGUCUUGGCCCAUGCUGUGUUCUCUGCCUGGACUGCCUUUCUCUUCCUUCCAUCUCUGGCUCUUUCAUAUUUCAGGAAUCAGACCAAGCAUCCCUUCUUUGUGUAGGCUCCCCAAACCUCCCACUCCAAGCUAAAUAUACAGCUCCCUAUUUACACUCCUACAGCAUUUAGUACAUAAGUGCCUUGGAGUAGCAUUUAUCACAUUCUAUCAUCAUUACAUACCUGUGGUAUUUUUUUAAAUGUCUCCCCAACUGGCCAAUAAAUUGUUGGGAUCAGAAACCUUUCUUCCCCUUCUGUGUCCACGGUGUCUAAUGACACUCUGAUCCUCAAAAGAUGUUUAUCGGAUUAGUUAAUUAAAUAAUAUGAACAUGAAAAUUAUGCUCACUAGUAGUGAAUGCCAUUAAACCUAUUUCAGAAGCUAAGUGCCAUGUUUGUAACAGGGUAUCUUAUCCUCUCUACAUGUCAUCUUAAUUUCAUGCAUUUGUAA